AUGUAUUUAUUAAUUUUAAGUAUAUUGUAAUUUGUCAUAGUUGUUUCAGCAUAAGAAACAAAUAAUGCUGAAUAAUAGAUUGUUGAUUAUUGUGAUGCAGUCGCUAAAGACACAUCUUUUAAGGUUAAUUUAACAAUUUCAGAUAUUGACAAUAAAAAUUAUUGUGUUGAAGGUGAAUCUCGUGUAGCUUUAUUUGAUACAAUCGAAUAAGAAAAUUAAUAUGUAUAUUUAUCUGAACAUUAUUGUGCCAACUUAUAACAUUAUCCAAUUACUUGUGAACAAUAUUAUCAUGCUUCAGAAUAUGAUUAAAAAGUAAAGAUUUAAAAUUGAAUCAAUUAGGCCAAAGCCAAUUAUAAAAAACUAUAUGAAGAUUAUAAAGCAACUGGAAUACCUAACUCUGAUUGUUUAGGUAUUGCAAGAUUUGUUUUCUGUGCUGAAUAAUUUAAAUAUUGUAAUACAGAUGAUGGAAAUACAGAUUAUGAAAUUUGUAGUUUCUUAUGUGUUAUUUGGUAAAAUAGAUGUCCUGAUUAUGGUGAUAUAUAUGAUCGUGUUUGUGCUAAUGGAGGAGGAGAAGAUGGAAGAUGCAGUUAUACAAUUAACAAUACUUUUCUAUUGUGUCUUAUAUUAUUUUUAUUAUAUUGA
This is a messenger RNA of Paramecium pentaurelia, 642 nucleotides long. Lineage: Eukaryota; Ciliophora; Oligohymenophorea; Peniculida; Parameciidae. The record is from the annotation of a GenBank genome assembly.